AUGAGAAACCAUCCAAACCUUCGGUAUGGAAAUUCUUCAAAUCAACUAAACCCGAACUUUCAAGGAAACAACCAAAACAGUGGAGCACCAUUUCAACCAUUCCAAGGACGAAAUUACAACCAAGGGAAUUACCAAGGUGGCCAAAAUCAAGGAUUCAAUCGAGGCUACCCAAGAAACUUUCAACAAGGUAAUAACCAAGGUGGAGCAUCGGGAAGCAAUGAGGUGUCAACCGGGGAAAUUAUGGAGUACUUGAAGGAAAUGGAUCGAAAGAAUGAGAUUCGGGAUAAAACGGUUGAAUCUUUGCAAAAGCAAGUGGGUCAAUUGGCGGAGGAUGUGUCAGAAUUGAGGAAGAAUCCGGGAAAGCUACCAAUUGAACCUCCAUCAUCACUUGUUGAUGGUGUGGUGGAGGAUGUUGAUGAUGACCAAGAUAGUGAGCAUGAACCGGAACUUAUUCUACCAAAAUUAAAUAAGAAUGUGUCUCUUAAAGAGGUAGAAAAUGAUAGGUCUAAUGUUAAAUUUUCUGAAAAACAAGAAAAGGAUAUGGAGAGUAAUACCAUUCCUUUUCCUUUGGCUUUAAUUGAUCCAAAACUUGGGCCUACACUUUGGAAAAGAGGUCCCCAUGAGGAAGAAAUGUGGGAAAUUUUUAAACAAGUGAAAAUCAAUAUACCUCUUAUUGACAUUAUUAAACAAGUUCCGGCUUAUGCUAAAUAUCUUAUGGAGUUGUGUACCCAAAAACAGCAUCAUAAACUUCCAAAGAAGAUUGUUUUGAAUGAGGAAGUUAGUGCUGUUGUGAUGGGUAUACUCCCACCUAAACUCCAAGAUCCGGGAGCGCCUUUAAUUACAAUUCUAGUUGGUAAUUUUAAAAUGAAUAAGGCACUUUUGGAUAUGGGGGCGGGUGUGAGUAUCCUACCGGGUAUGUUGUAUGACCAAUAUGACUUUGGACCAUUGGAAAAAGUCGACACCACCUUGGUGAUGGCUAAUUUGUCACUAAAACUUCCAAGAGGAAUUGUCCAAGAUGUCAUAGUGAAGGUGGAUGACUUUUAUUACCCUGUAGACUUUUUGGUACUUGAUUUUGCACCAAGCGGUAAUGUUAGGCAGCCCAAUGUCAUCAUGGGUAGGCCCUUUUUGGCCACCGCUAAUGCAUUAAUCGAUUGUAGAAAGGGUACGGUUGAAAUGACCUUUGGCAACCGUAAGAUUAGAUUAAAUGUUUUUGCUAGUGUGCCUAACCCCGUAGUUAGUGACGAAUGCUUCAUGGCGGACGUCAUUGAUGAGUGUAUUCCUCAUGAAAAUGAGGAGGACACACGGGACACUUGUGUUUUGGUUGACAGGUUGAUUGUGGAGCAUAAUCAUAUCGACACUCAUCUCAAACCUUCCAUUGAAAGUCCACCACAAGUUGAAUUGAAAGAGCACCCAUCUCAUUUGAAGUAUGCAUUUUUGGGAGAAGAACAAACUUUGCCGGUGAUUAUUGCAUCAAAUUUGGAAGAAGUGCAAGAAAGGGCAUUGCUAAAAGUGUUCAAGGAAUAUAAGGCGGCCAUUGGGUGGACAAUUGUCGACUUGAAGGGAAUUAGCCCAUCAAUUGUGAUGCAUAAGAUAAUCACCGAUUCUGAAGCAAAACCUUCACGUGAUGCUCAAAGAAGGUUGAAUCCUCAUAUGCGUGAAGUUGUGAAGAAGGAGUGA
This is a messenger RNA of Erigeron canadensis, 1677 nucleotides long. RefSeq lists its product as uncharacterized. NCBI's taxonomy places the organism in Eukaryota, Viridiplantae, Streptophyta, Magnoliopsida, Asterales, Asteraceae. The record is from RefSeq and is a predicted model, not a curated record. The transcript has 3 exons. The coding region runs from base 1 to 1677 and encodes 558 amino acids.